AUGGUAUCUUCUUCAAGUGAUGAAAAGGAAGGAAUUAUGAGUCGGGGUUGGGAGCGGCUGAAUUCCUUGCCAGGAAAAGUAAUAAAAUUAGGACAAGAUGAUCCCAGAAGGGUUACUCAUUCUCUGAAAGUGGGACUCGCUGUCACCUUGGUGUCAAUAUUGUUCUACUACUUUGAACCACUCUAUCAUGGUUUUGGUGUCUCUGCAAUGUGGGCUGUUUUGACUGUUGUUGUUGUUUUUGAAUUCUCUGUAGGAGCCACACUUGGUAAAGGUUUAAAUAGGGGUUUGGCAACAUUUACGGCUGGAGUUUUAGGAUUUGGUGGUCACCGUUUAGCAAGCCUGUUUGGAGAUAAGGGUGAACAGAUACUCCUUGCGCUUUUUGUCUUCCUCAUAGCUGCAGCAGUGACAUAUUUAAGAUUUUUUCCUCGAAUGAAGGCGAGAUAUGAUUAUGGGCUCCUGAUUUUCAUCUUGACAUUCAGCAUGAUUUCUGUUUCUGGUUACCAUGAUGAUGAGCUGCUGCCGAUAGCUGAGCAGAGGAUAUUUACCAUCCUGACUGGUGGGCUCACGGCUGUGGCGGUAUGCAUUUUCAUUUGCCCUGUAUGGGCUGGAGAUGAUCUUCACAAUUUGGUUGCUAACAACAUUGAAAAACUGGCCAUCUUCUUAGAAGGUUUUGGAUCUGAAUACUUCAAAAUACCAGAGGAUGAAGAAUCACUGAAAAAAGUAUCAGAAGAAUAUAAAAGUGUGCUCACUUCAAAACAAAGUGAGGAAUCCUUGGCAAACUUUGCUAGAUGGGAGCCUGGCCAUGGUAAAUUCAAGUUUCGUCAUCCCUGGAAAAACUACCUGAUGAUUGGAAGCGUAACCCGACAAUGUGCUUACAAAAUUGAAGCUCUUAAUGACUGCCUGCACAGCGAAACCCAAACACCACAAGAAAUCCGAUGCAAAAUUGAAGAGGCAAGUCUAAAACUGUGUUCAGAAUCUGUCAAUACUUUAAGAGAAUUAGCUUUGGCAUUGAGAAAAAUGAUUCCACCAAAAUCUGCUAAUGAACACCUUAUAAAUUCCAAAAUUGCCGCCAAGAACCUCAAAUCCUUGCUGAAUACAGGCUUGUGCAAGGAAACUGACCUCCUAGAAGUUAUACCAGCAGCUACCAUGGCUUGUCUACUAGUUGAUGUUGUUUCUUACAAUGAGAGAAUUGCAGAGUCGAUUCAGGAACUAGCCUCUCUUGCUAAAUUCAAAAGUAGUGGGAAACCUGAGGUAAUACCAGCUCAACCAAAUUUAUGUCCCCAGGAAAUUUCGCAGCAAAAUUCUUGCAUUAGUAUACCAGCUCAACAAACUUUAUGUUACCAGAGAAGUAUGCAGAGAAAUUCUAGCAUCAAUAUUGCACCCCAUCAUGUUAUUACAGCUCAAGAAGAAUCCCCGUGUUCAUCAGUUGAUCGGACUUCAUAA
Messenger RNA from Pistacia vera, 1443 nucleotides. Its product is annotated as aluminum-activated malate transporter 2-like. Bases 1 to 1443 code for a protein of 480 amino acids. Gene Ontology annotation, biological process: malate transport. The transcript is spliced from 6 exons. The record is from RefSeq and is a predicted model, not a curated record. Gene Ontology annotation, cellular component: plant-type vacuole membrane. Lineage: Eukaryota; Viridiplantae; Streptophyta; Magnoliopsida; Sapindales; Anacardiaceae.